Penicillium griseofulvum is the source of this 999-nucleotide messenger RNA. RefSeq names its product putative G-patch domain protein. Lineage: Eukaryota; Fungi; Ascomycota; Eurotiomycetes; Eurotiales; Aspergillaceae. Gene Ontology annotation, cellular component: kinetochore. The coding region runs from base 1 to 999 and encodes 332 amino acids. The transcript is spliced from 2 exons. Gene Ontology annotation, molecular function: nucleic acid binding. The record is from RefSeq and is a predicted model, not a curated record.
AUGGCUUCCGAAGAUGAAGAUGACUACAUGAAUAUGGUAAUCGAGGAGCCUCCUCAAAAGGAGACCUUCACACAAAAAAAGCGCCGAGAACUACGAGAGGCUGAAGCCCGAGCUCGAGUCCCAUCCAAAGCCGAACGCGCCGCUCAAGAAGCCGCCCGUCGAGAGAAAGCUUUGGCCACAAGCACUCUCAAUCCCACCAACAAAGGAUUCAAAAUGAUGGAAAAGCUUGGGUUCAAGCCUGGUGGGGUACUUGGCAAACCUGCAGCCAGCGAUUCUGAUGACGCUUUCUUAAAGGCACGUGCUGAACCGCUGAAUCUAACCUUGAAAGAAAACCGUGGUGGAAUCGGGUUGGACACAGAGAAAAAACGCAAGCUCCGGGAGGAAGCAGAAGAAGCAGUAAAGAGAAUCAAACAUGAGGAAGGGAGUUACCGCGAUCGCAUCCGUGAAGAGCGUGAGUUGAAACACAUCGAAGCGCAGGUACGCGCUGCGCAGAAAGUUGCAGAGAGACUGGAUGCAGAAUCGGAGAGUGGGGCUACCGAAGAGAAAGAAGGAGAGUCACAGUCCAACAAAGAAGCCCCGACAAAGAAGAGGCCAAUUAAGCUCACAUCCCACGUCAACGUCCUCUAUCGCGGUCUUAUCCGUGAACGCGAACGAAACGACAGUGACCGCCAGACACGCCAUGCUCUCCAAUCCUCACUUCCUUCCUCGUUUUUCCCCAAAGCACGCCUACCAGAAUACGAUGACCCUACUAUGGACCGGGAGGAUAAAAAGGCCCUUGGUAGUGAACUGGAUCAAAAUACCUCUACACUGGAGAUAGAGCUAGAAGAAGACGACGAGGAGCUCGAUGCAUUCAAUGAACUAGAGCCAGCCGAGCGGCUACGCAAGCUGGUUCUCUUUCUACGUGAGAAAUAUCGGUAUUGUUUCUGGUGUAAAUACGCCUAUGAAACGGAUCUUGAGUUGGAAGGUUGUCCUGGCCUGACCGAGGAGGAUCACGAUUGA